This is a messenger RNA of Verticillium alfalfae VaMs.102, 1467 nucleotides long. Its product is annotated as kynureninase. Lineage: Eukaryota; Fungi; Ascomycota; Sordariomycetes; Glomerellales; Plectosphaerellaceae. Bases 1 to 1467 code for a protein of 488 amino acids. Gene Ontology annotation, molecular function: pyridoxal phosphate binding; kynureninase activity. The transcript has 2 exons. Gene Ontology annotation, cellular component: cytoplasm. Gene Ontology annotation, biological process: NAD+ biosynthetic process. The record is from RefSeq and is a predicted model, not a curated record.
AUGGAAUUCUCAUCUUACGUGGAGCACCUCCGUUCCGGCGGCCGUGCCAAGUUUCCGGCCAAUGCCAACACAAUCGAAUACGCCCAGCAGAUGGACCACCAGGAUGAACUCCGUCACUUCCGAAAUGAAUUCAUCCUGCCGACCAAGGGGUCAUUGAAGAAGAAGGCAAUUAAUGGUACCCUGCCAAAUGGCGAAAAGCUGGCUGUCAAUGGCGAGACCAACGGUCACAGCACAUCCCCAUCAGAUGGCACGCCAUCCAUCUAUUUCUGCGGCAACUCACUUGGUGUGCAGCCCAAGGCUACGCGGCAUUACCUGAACGCGCAACUCGAGACCUGGGCUUCGAUCGCUGUUGGCGGCCACUUCUCAGCCCUGGAGAAUUCGCCUCUUGUGUGCUGGCAGGACAUGGCGGAGGAGUGUGCUAUCAAAAGCGCUGCCAUCGUUGGAGCGCUGCCCGAGGAGGUUGUUGUCAUGAACACUCUAACAGCGAAUCUGCACUUUCUCAUGGCAAGCUUCUACCGACCCACCGAAAAGAAGCAUAAGAUCAUCCUCGAAUGGCGCCCCUUUCCCAGUGACCACUAUGCCAUCGAGUCACAGAUUCAAUGGCACGGCCUGGAUCCCAAGAAGUCAAUGGUGCAGAUCCAACCAGACGACGACUUUUACAUCUCCACUGAUCUCAUUCUGAGGACCAUCGAUGAGCAUGCCGACGAGACAGCGCUCAUCCUUCUGCCUGGCAUUCAGUACUACAGCGGCCAAUUAUUCGACAUGGAGCGCAUCACCAAAUACGCACAAGACCGUGAUAUCGUUGUCGGCUGGGAUCUUGCCCACGCGGCUGGCAACGUUGAGCUCAAGCUUCAUGACUGGAAUGUUGACUUUGCGGCGUGGUGCACUUACAAGUACCAGAACGCAGGACCUGGCGCUAUCGCAGGCGCGUUCGUUCACGAGCGGCAUGGUAAGGUGGAGAAGGAGAACGGGCGUCCUGUGUUCAGGCACCGCCUGACAGGAUGGUAUGGCGGAGACAAGUCUGUGCGAUUCAACAUGGACAACAACUUCUUGCCGACAGUAGGCGCUGGCGGCUUCCAGGUCUCAAACCCUUCGGCGAUUGAUCUAGCGUCGCUUGCCGCGUCACUUUCUGUUUUUGCCAAGACGGACAUGAAGUCGUUGAGAUCCAAGGCGCUGGUCCUGACAGCGUACGCAGAGCAUCUACUGGAUGGUAUCCUCGCAGACGAGUCCAAGGAUGAGCCAUCGUUCAGAGUUAUUACGCCAAGGAACCCGUUGGAGCGAGGAACGCAGCUGAGCGUGCUGCUCAAGGACGGCCUAUUGGAUGACGUUAGCGCAGCACUGACGGACGCGGGUGUGGUUUGUGAUAAGAGGAAGCCAGGCGUCAUUCGUGUCGCCCCGGUGCCGCUGUACUGUACGUUCGAGGAUGUGUGGACAUUUAUGGACGUCCUUAGGAAGUCAAUUGCAUAG